UCUCCAGUAGGCUGUCAGGAUUGAAGGGGCGUGUCCCCGGUGCUAGGCGCGGUAUGAUAGGCUGCUUAGCGGGAGGGGGUGACUCCCGGCGGCAGCAGCCUCCAGGGGCUGAGGUCCGUCUCGGCGGUAGCGGCUGAAGUCUCGCGAGGGAGCGUAGCCGGGAUUUGGCGGCUAGCUGCCUCCCUCUCGCUGGCUGCGAGGAGCUGCCUGGUGUUUGUGUGGAAGGGGGAGGAGGAGAAGGAAGGGAAGCGAGAGGAGCCCGAGCCCCGUCUCCUGCCCGCCGAGGGGAGCGGACCGGAUCCCCCCCGCCCGCUCGUCCCCUCCCUCGCCCCGCCAUGGCCUCGGGAGACACCCUGUACAUCGCCACGGACGGCUCGGAGAUGCCGGCCGAGAUCGUGGAGCUGCACGAGAUCGAGGUGGAGACCAUCCCGGUGGAGACCAUCGAGACGACCGUGGUGGGCGGCGAGGAGGACGAGGACGAGGAGGAUGAGGAUGAAUGCUGCGAGGAGUGCGGCCCGCACCACCCGCCCCAUCACUAUCACCACCACCACCAGCCCAUGAUCGCGCUGCAGCCGCUCGUCUCGGACGGAGACCCCAGCGGAGCAGGCGGCGGCGCGGGUGGCGGCGGCGGGGGGCAGCUCCACCUGCACCAUCACCAGGAGGUGAUCCUGGUGCAGACCCGCGAGGAGGUGGUGGGGGGAGACGACUCGGACGGGCUGCGGGCCGACGACGGUUUCGAGGACCAGAUCCUCAUCCCGGUGCCGGCCCCCGCCGGGGAGGACGAGUAUAUCGAGCAGACCCUGGUCACCGUGGCCGCCGCCGGUAGCAAGAGUGGUGGGGGCGGCGGCUCGUCCUCGGCCGGAGGCCGCGUCAAGAAGGGCGGCAGCGGAAAGAAGAGCAGCAAGAAGAGUUACCUGAGCGGGGGAGGCGGCGGUGGGGCCGAAGGCGGCGGAGGCAGGAAAUGGGAGCAGAAGCAGGUGCAGAUCAAGACCCUGGAGGGGGAGUUCUCGGUCACCAUGUGGGCCUCGGAUGAUAAAAAAGACAUUGACCAUGAAACAGUGGUGGAAGAACAGAUCAUUGGCGAGAACUCUCCACCUGAUUACUCAGAGUACAUGACAGGAAAGAAACUUCCUCCUGGAGGAAUACCUGGCAUUGACCUUUCAGACCCCAAGCAGCUAGCUGAAUUUGCUAGAAUGAAGCCACGAAAAAUUAAAGAAGAUGAUGCUCCAAGAACGAUAGCAUGUCCUCACAAAGGCUGCACAAAAAUGUUCAGGGACAACUCUGCUAUGAGGAAGCAUCUUCACACUCAUGGUCCUCGAGUACACGUAUGUGCAGAAUGCGGCAAGGCCUUUGUGGAGAGUUCCAAGCUAAAGCGACAUCAGCUAGUUCAUACUGGAGAGAAGCCCUUUCAGUGCACGUUUGAAGGAUGUGGAAAGCGAUUUUCACUGGACUUCAAUUUACGCACACAUGUGCGAAUUCACACUGGCGACAGGCCCUAUGUGUGCCCGUUUGACGGCUGUAAUAAGAAGUUCGCUCAAUCAACUAACCUGAAAUCUCACAUCUUAACACAUGCUAAGGCCAAAAACAACCAGUGAAAGUAUGCGAGAAGAAAGCUCUUGAACUCUCAAAGCAUCCUAAAGGAGUAUGGGAAUAAAUAUGCCUCCCCUUUGUAUAUUGUUUCUAGGAAAGAAUUUUAAAAAAAGAACCCUACCCACCUAAAGGACAUGUUUUGAUAAAGUAGUUAAAUAAAUAAAAACUUUAAGAUGACGUUGCUAAGAUGCUCUACCUUGCUCUGUAAUCCAGUUUCAAGAACACGGUGUUUUGUAAAGUGUGCUCCCAACAGGAGGGGACAAUUGAUGAACUUGCAUCAAAAAGACAAUUCUUUAUACAACAGUGCUAAAAUUGGACUUCUUUUCACAUUCUUAUAAAUAUGAAGCUCACCUGUUGCUUACAAUUUUUUUAAUUUUGUAUUUUCCAAGUGUGCAUAUUGUACACUUUUUGGGGAUAUGCUUAGUAAUGCUAUGUGUGAUUUUUCUGGAGGUUGAUAACUUUGCUUGCAGUAGAUUUUCUUUAAAAGAAUGGGCAGUUACAUGCAUACUUCAAAAGUAUUUUCCUGUAAAGAAAAAAGUUAUAUAGGUUUUGUUUGCUAUCUUAAUUUUGGUUGUAUUCUUUGAUGUUAACACAUUUUUGUAUAAUUGUAUCGUAUAGCUGUAAUGAAAUCAUGUAGUACCAAUAUUAGAUGUGAUUUAAUAGUGUUAAUCAAUUUAAACCCAUUUUAGUCACUUUUUUUGGAAAAAUACUGCCAGAUGCUGAUGUUCAGUGUAAUUUCUCUUUGCCUGUUCAGUUACGGAAAGUGGUGCUCAGUUGUAGAAUGUAUUGUACAGGCACUGACCUUUUAUUAACACCUGAUAUGUACAUCCCAUGUAAUAGAAAGGACAACAAUAAAACAGUGGUCCUAAAGAAAGAGUAUGGCAGAAGAUGAUCUGUAAGCACAGUCUAUUUUCUUUUUUUGUCCAGAAUAAUUAUAGUUCUUGAACCUCCCAGAAAUUGGAAGCUUAAAUAAAACUCAAGUUUCCUUUACUUUGCA
Mauremys reevesii (Reeves's turtle) is the source of this 2587-nucleotide messenger RNA. It is a transcript of the gene YY1, whose product is annotated as YY1 transcription factor. The transcript has 5 exons. The coding region runs from base 336 to 1595 and encodes 419 amino acids. Gene Ontology annotation, molecular function: DNA-binding transcription factor activity, RNA polymerase II-specific; RNA polymerase II cis-regulatory region sequence-specific DNA binding. NCBI's taxonomy places the organism in Eukaryota, Metazoa, Chordata, Testudines, Geoemydidae. Gene Ontology annotation, biological process: regulation of transcription by RNA polymerase II. The record is from RefSeq and is a predicted model, not a curated record. Gene Ontology annotation, cellular component: transcription regulator complex; PcG protein complex.